Messenger RNA from Oncorhynchus keta (chum salmon), 5102 nucleotides. RefSeq names its product protein kinase C-binding protein 1-like. The record is from RefSeq and is a predicted model, not a curated record. Gene Ontology annotation, biological process: regulation of DNA-templated transcription. Lineage: Eukaryota; Metazoa; Chordata; Actinopteri; Salmoniformes; Salmonidae. Gene Ontology annotation, molecular function: protein binding. The transcript has 17 exons. The coding region runs from base 914 to 4021 and encodes 1035 amino acids.
CUGUAUAUAGGACACAUAUUCCAAAGGCUUGUGCUUCUGCUUUUACCCUCACCACAUUGUCAUGGAAGAAAUACUUAUUUCUACCUUUUCUAACUGUUGUUAUUGACUUAUUGUUUUGACAGUAGAUAUUGAACUGUUGAAGAAUAGAGAGAUCAGCAUUAGUAAAAUUCAUAUACACUGAGUGUACAAAACUUUAGGAACAUCUGCACUUUCAAUUGCAGGUAAAUCCAGGUGAAAGUUAUGAUCCCUUAUUGAUGUCACCUGUUAAAUAAUAUCCACUUCAGCUUAAAUGAAGGGGAGGAGACAGUUUAAAGAAGGAUUUUUAAGCCUUGAGACAACUGACACAUGGAUUUUGUAUGUGUGCCAUUGAGGGUGAAUGGCCAAGACAAAAGAUUGUUGUGCUUUUGAACAGGGUAUUGUAGUUGGUGCCAGGCACACCAGUUUGAGUGUGACAUGAACUGCAUCUCUCCUGGGUUUUUCACGCUCAACACAUUCCUGUGUUUAUAAAAAAUUGCCCACCACCCAAAGGACAUCCAGCCAACUUGACACAACUGUGGGAAGCAUUGAAGUGAACAUGGGCCAGCAUCCCUGUUGGACACUUGACACCUUGUAGUCCAUGCCCCGAUGAAUUGAGGCUGUUCUGAGGGCAAAGAGGCAUGCAACUCAAUAUUAGGAAUGUGUUCCUAAUAUUUUGUACACUCAGUGUAAUUCCAAUGUGAGUGAACAGAACUAUUUCACACAAACACAAUAGAAUGGUUGUGUGCUUGUUUAUAUGAUCUGAUUUUAAGACUGCUCAAUGAUUUCUCCUGAUUUUGUGUUCCAUCAGUGAGGUCCAUUGCCCCUUCCCCAAUACACUGUGAACUUAUUUACUAUACUCAAAGUCUGAAGUAUCCUUUGCUGUUCUGGUUACAAAAUGGACCAACCACGCUCGUCAUCUCACUCCCCCCAUGCAGGCGCCACGCAGAGAAAGGCUUUUAAUUGGACUGAACCCUUCCAAAAGCCAGUAUCUCUGGAACAGCAUCCAGACUACGCAGAGUAUAUAUUUCACGCCAUGGAUCUCUGUACAUUGGAGAAGAAUACAAAAAAGAAAAUGUAUGGCUGCACUGAAGCUUUCUUGGCAGAUGUGAAAUGGAUUUUACACAACUGCAUAAUUUAUAAUGGAGGCAAUCAUAAGCUCACUGCCACAGCUAAAGUCAUAGUGAAAAUCUGUGAACAUGAGAUGAAUGAGAUUGAGGUCUGUCCGGAGUGCUAUCUGUCAGCUUGCCAAAAGAGAGACAACUGGUUCUGUGAGCCAUGCAGUAAUCCUCACCCUCUCGUGUGGGCCAAGCUGAAGGGGUUUCCAUUCUGGCCUGCCAAAGCACUGCGGGACAAAGACGGGCAGGUGGAUGCUCGUUUUUUCGGGCAGCACGACAGGGCGUGGGUCCCCUUAAACAACUGCUACCUCAUGUCCAGGGAGAUUCCCUUUUCUGUGAAGAAGACUAAGAGCAUCUUCAACAGUGCCAUGCAGGAGAUGGAGGUCUACGUGGAGAACAUGAGGAAGAAGUUUGGAGUGUUCAACUAUGCCCCCUUCCGGACACCCUACACCCCUGAUAACCAGUACCAAAUGCUGCUGGAUCCUGCCAACCCCUCGUCUGGCUCGGUCCGACCCGAGAAGCAGGAGAAGAUCAAGUUCAACUUUGACAUGACGGCAUCUCCCAAGAUGCCCUUGGCCAGGAGCAUGCUAUCUGACGGGGGCGGGGGCAUGGGUGGAGUUGGAGGGAGUACAGGCCGGAGGAUCUCCCUGACAGAUAUGCCCCGCUCGCCCAUGAGCACCAACUCCUCUGCUCACACAGGCUCUGAUGGAGAGCAGGAUACACCAGACAAGGGCCCGGUUAGAGCCCCAGUCAGCCACUACAGUGCUGGGGAGGAGUCCAUGGACUGCACAGCAUCACCUGCUUCCACUCGACCUGGUCCUGCCUCUGGUGCCAAUGACAGCCCUAAACCGUUCCACUCCCAGGGUCCUGCUCUAGUCCCCAAGCAGGAGAAAGCAACUCUCACAGGGAGCAUCCUUAACCUCAACCUGGACCGUAGCAAAGCCGAGAUGGACCUAAAGGAGUUGAGUGAGACUGUACAGCAGCAACAGCAGGGGACCCCACCAGUCCUCACCUCACCCAAGAGACAGAUCAGGAGCCGCUUCCAGCUCAACCUGGACAAAACCAUUGAGAGCUGCAAGGCCCAGCUGGGUAUAGAUGAGAUCUCUGAGGAUGUGUAUAAGGGAGUAGAACACAGCGACUCAGAAGACUCUGAUAAAUCAGAUUCGAGUGACAGUGACGCCAGCGACGAGGAACAGAAACCUAAGGCAGGCAAACACACAAAGGCCAAUGACAAGGGCGAGAAGGACCCUUCCAAGAGGGGAUCCAAAGACCCCCUACCCCCCAGCCUAAAUGAGGUCAAAACAAAGGGGCCAGCAACUGCCAUGGUAACCAUGGGGGAUGCGGGGGCAUCAUCUACCCUCUCUGAAUCCUCAUCUAAAGAGAAUCAGGGUGUACACUCGGACAAAGAGCCCCCAGAGGAAGCAAAAGCAGCCCCAGUGUCCCCGGCAUCCAGAGAGAAGCCCCAGGUGAAGCAGGAGGCUAGGCAGCCCUCUGUGAUGGAUGACUCCGACUCUGAGAGGGAGCUGGUGAUUGACCUGGGGGAGGACCAGGGGGGCAGAGACAGGAAGAAGAAUAGGAAAGAUUCACGCACCACCAAAAAUCCACCAGCCAAUAAGACAGAGGGUAAAGCCCUGUCAAGUUCACUUACUCCAUCUCAAAACAACACAGCCCAUUUCUUAACCCCCAGUAUGAAAGAUUCAUCACAUUCUCCACUAGCCAUUCCUCUAAACAUGGUGUCCUUCACUACUGCUUCUUCCACCACCAUCGCCCCCACCACACUCCCCAAUGCCACACUACCGAUGGCCCCCAUCACAUCCUCCUCUGCCACCACAGCAGUGAAGAAACAGCGCCCUCUGCUGCCCAGGGAGACUGUCCCGGUGGUGCAGCGGGCGGUGGUGUGGAACCCCACCAACAAGUUCCAGACUUCCUCCCAGAAGUGGCACAUGCAGAAGGUGCAGCGGCAGCAACAGAAUCAGCAACCAGAUACGCCUCAGCUGCAGGCAGCAUCACCAGGCCAGCCACAGACAAUGCCGCAAACGCCAGCAUCUGCAACAUCUUCAUCCUUGCCUCAGCAACCUUCCCAAAGCACGCGGUACCAGACCAGGCAAUCUGUCAAAGCUGUCCAGCAGAAAGACCCUCCACUCAGUACGUCCACGUCGUCUGUUACCCUGGUGACCAGUACCCCACCCUCUGUGGCCAUGAUAGCAGCCCCUGGAUUUGGUAGUGGCCCCUCCACCACAUCUUCCAUGGCAGGGGACUUCCAGAUCCCCACCGCAUCAGCAGACGUAGCAGCUGACAUUGCGAAGUACACUAAUAAAAUAAUGGAUACAAUCAAAGGGACUGUGACUGAGCUGUAUACAGACCUUUCCAAAAACACUUCAGGGAACACAUUAGCAGAGAUUAGACGAUUGAGAAUUGAAAUAGAAAAACUGCAGUGGCUUCAUCAACAGGAGCUGUCAGAAAUGAAGCACAAUCUAGAGUUAACCAUGGCGGAGAUGAGGCAAAGUCUGGAGCAGGAGAGGGAGCGACUGAUGGCGGAGGUGAAGAAGCAGAUGGAGGUGGAGAAACAACAGGCAGUAGACGAGACCAAGAAGAAGCAGUGGUGUGCCAACUGCAAGAAGGAGGCCAUAUUCUACUGCUGCUGGAACACCAGCUACUGUGACUAUCCCUGCCAGCAAGCCCACUGGCCAGAACACAUGAAGUCCUGCACACAAUCAGCGACAGCCUCACAGCAAGAGCCUGAAUCGGGGUCCACGGCAGACGGCCCAAACAAAGCCUCAGGACAGUCAAGUGGUCAAACCUCUCCCAGAGGAACGACAUCCGCCCCCACAGACAAAGACUCUAACGUGGAGAAAGGCAAGGACAAUGUCACUGUCAGCCUUUCCUAACACUGAGCCCUUGCCCCAACCAUUGAGUUAUUGCACUUGAACCUGUAACAUAAAACUAUCGACACUUUAUAUUUUCAAGCUGCUGCUCUGGAGUAAUCCAAAGGCUCUUUUUUUGUUAAUGACCGGAAUUUUAUCUUUUCCAAAAAUCUACAAUCAUCCUUAUUCAUCUCAAGUAUACUUACUGUAUUUCCAGGAGAUGAAUGUCCAAUGCCCUGUGGGACAAGUAACCACUAGAGGGCACCACCUGUUCUCACAAUCACUGUCAGCAACAGGCAGUACAUUACACUCCCUUUGCAAGCUCACAGAGAAGCAGCUUUAUGGCCAAAUUUGAGGAGUAGGUGUGUGAGUAAGAUGCAUAGAAAGUUUAUCUAUUAUUAUCUGUAAUAUUAAUAAACAUUUAUUGGGAGUGCAUGAUAAGUUUUGGUACUGGACAGUUUGGUCAAUGAUCACCCAGAUGCCUAAACUCAAUAUGAACGGACAAGAAUGGAACAUGGCUUCAGAUGAGUGUUAACACAAAUGUAUUGUUUUCUUUCUACAAUUGUGUAUGUUAAUUUAUUUAUACCAGAAUGUUGCCUACAGUUUAUUGCAGAGAUAAUGUUAAUAUACUGCCUGUUGAAUUAAGAUGUGGUUUAAAGAUAGGCUUUUCCAUUUCGGAAUGUUUUUCUUUCCUCCCUUGGGUCUCAUGUUCAUCAUAAUGCUGCCAUUUGUCCUAAAUUCAUAUUUCUGUGUUAUACGCAUGUUGUCACUGAGAAAUACACCAUAGUUAUGUCAAACACAGGCCUAGUUUGAGGUAACAGAAUACACCACUACAUUUAAGGCUGUUACAUUUUUCAAUGUGUCUGCCACAUAAUUGGUUGAAAAUUAUAAACUACAGCGAACAAGUCUGUCAGGUUUGAGCGCUCUACACCUUAUUCACUCAUCUGAGAGCAGGAAAUGUCAUUUGAUUUUCAAACUAUUUUCCUACUUCAAUCUACUGUAAUAGAAUCAUUCCUCCCUGUAUAGAGAAGUGACUAAAUCAACUCUGUUGUAUUUAAUGUCUUGUUUGUUUACAUUCUGUAAAUAAAUAAAGUAUGUUCUGAAA